Molecule: messenger RNA, 4442 nt
Organism: Rhea pennata
Lineage: Eukaryota; Metazoa; Chordata; Aves; Rheiformes; Rheidae
Gene: CCDC85C
Product: coiled-coil domain containing 85C
Exons: 6
Coding region: 627-1805 (392 amino acids)
Cellular component (GO): apical junction complex
Source: RefSeq, a predicted model, not a curated record
CCGGCUCCGGCUCCUGCUCCUGCUCCUCGGCAGCGCCGCACGCCGCGGGCGCCCACAGCCGCCGCCGCACCGGGCUGGGCCCCGCAUCGCGGUCGUGCGGGCCGUGCCGUGCCGUGCCGCCGAGCUGCGGCCCGAGCGGCGGAGCGGGCUGCGCCGGAGGGAUUAAUGGUGCCGGCUUUCUGCGCGCAUUUCGCGGGGAGCGGCGGGCUGCGGGGGGCGGCGGCGGGGCAGGUGGCAGGAGCGAGCUGGCUCGGGCGGGCGGCCGCCGCGCGGUUGUUUCGCCCGGGGUAAGUUGGCCGAUUCCCUCGGGGGGCUUCAUUCCGAGGCUUGCCUCCCCAUUCACUGCCACCGCGAGCCCCGCUGGGGGUGGGGGAGAGGUAGCAUUUUUUUUCUUUCCCUUUUUUCCCCCCCUCUUGGGUUGCUUUUUUAUUAUGGGGUCCGCGGAGGAGCAGAUCUUCCAGGCUGGCGUUGCUCUUCUUCCUUGUCCAGCGCUCUGUGGAGGACUACAAUAUUUCUUCCCCAAGAUGCUGCAGUAAAUUUUAGUCCCAGGAAAUCAGGCGAACAAAAUAACCCAAAUAACCCGAACCAUUUGUUACUGUUUAUGAACAAACGCUGUCUAGGCACAGAUGAUGGCAAAAAAUUCCCUGGAAGGGUCUAAAGAAGACCUGAGCAAAAUUUCAGAAGAGGAGAUGCUGAGGUGGAGCAAGGAAGAGCUAGUGAAAAGACUGAGGAAAGUGGAGAAUGAAAAGAUGAACUUAAUGGUGGAACACGGCAACUUAAUGAAGGAUGUGAACCGGCGGCUGCAGCUCCACCUGCAUGAGAUCCGCGGGCUGAAGGAGGUGAACCAGAAGUUGCAGGAUGAUAACCAGGAGCUGAGGGAGCUCUGCUGCUUCUUGGACGACGACAGGCAGAAAGGCAAGAAGCUGUCGAGGGAAUGGCAGCGGUUUGGGAGGCACACGGCCAGUGUGAUGUGGAAGGAGGUGGGCAUAUACCAGCAGAAGCUGAAGGACUUGGAGGCGAGGCAGGAGACCCUGCUGAGGGAGAACGUGGAGUUGAAGGAGAUGGUGCUCAUGCUGGAUGAGGAACGGAGUGGGGCUGGCUCACGGAGCUCCAUCGACAGCCAGGCCAGCCUCACCAACCUCAAUGGUGGGUCAGGCACCAGGGACGUGGGGGACGGGAGCAGCACCUCCAGCACAGGCAGUGCAGGCAGCCCUGACCACCAUCAUCACCACCUCCACCACCACAAGCCUGGCGACAGCAAGGCCGGGGCCAUGCGGAGGUCUAUGGAUGACCUUUCUGCGCCCCUUCACCACCGGAGCAUCCCCAACGGCCUCAAUGAUUCGUCUUCCAACUAUAUCAGGCAACUUGAAACAAAAGUGAAACUGCUGGAGGAUGACAACAAGCUUCUCUCUCAGCAGUCCAGCACUGGGGAUUUGAGGACUCUCAGAAAAGGGUUAUCCCCGUACCACUCUGAGUCACAGCUGUCUUCACUGCCGCAGUAUCAAGAUGCCAUGCAAAAUGGACCAGCUCGCAUGACAUCUGAUCUUGGGUCUUCUCCUGCAGCAGGGUAUGUCCCUGUUGGCCAGAAACCAGAGGCUGUUGUACAUGCUAUGAAGGUCCUUGAGGUCCAUGAAAAUUUGGACAGGCAAAUGCAAGAUAACUAUGAAGAAGACCUGAGUGAAAAGGAGAAAGCGAUUGUUCGUGAAAUGUGCAAUGUUGUCUGGCGAAAGCUGGGUGAUGCUGCAAGCUCCAAACCCUCCAUCAGGCAACAUCUUUCGGGAAACCAGUUCAAAGGUCCAUUGUAGGAAUAUCAUCCGUAGACUGGAAGUGACUCCAUGAAGACUAAAAGAGAGAGAGUUACUGUUUGUGGCUACCUGUUUCGGGAGAUUGGGGGGGAGGGAGUUGUUUUUUUCAGGCUUUUUCCUAUUUUUGCUUUUUUUGUAACUGUCAAUAGUGUAAAUAUGGCAGCUAAAAGCCUGAUUUCAGGCUGUGGUGCUCUGGAACCAACGUUUGAUGGGUAACCAUUCAGUAAUGCCAGACUUGCAUCAUUUGUAUUGUAGUUCAAACCUGCUUUGUUGUAUGGUCUGUUUGUAGAAUUAACUUGAGAGAAUUUCUAAAAAGAACAAGAAGAAACCUUAACCUGCAGAGAAGUCACAGUUUGUAUUGCUUCUGUCCACCUGCUUGUUAACUGAUUCAUAACUAGGCUAGCGGCUCCAGGCAGCACGUUUUUGGAACCUUCCAGGGAAAGAGCAAUUUGGAUUCAUUGGUUUACGGGCUGCCAAUUUCCUAAGCUGCUACUUCUUUUUUUUUUUUUUUUUUUUUUUUUUUUUUUUUUUGAGGUCCUUAUUUUGGGGAAUGACAUAUGACUGUUUUCACAAGGCGCUGUGUAAAACACUGAGCGGAGGGAUUAAACACUUUUACCGCUUCAUACUUUGUACUGUGGUACUCAUCUCACAAGCAUACAGAAAAGCUUGAGACUCCAUAUGAGCUGUUAAUGACUGAUUUUCCAUGAACAAAUGACACUUAAAUUUCAGUAGUCAUAAUGUGAAUGAAUUGAAGUCACUUAGCCAGACACCAGUAUUCCCUACAAAUACAGCAACGCUGUUGCUGUAAAGCUUUUAUUAAUUCAGCAGAAACAGCCGUCCUAGCAGCACUUAAGGCUUUCACAGUAUCUUCAACAGCAGCUCAUCUUUCACAUACGGAAGAUUUGGAUAUUUUUUUAAAAUGUUUUUGCUGGAACCCUCACUUAUAUUGGUUACUGUGUAAGGUAACCAAACAACAACCUCGCAGAGCUGAAUAAAAACUGGAUUAUUAACAUGGGCUGUCGGGUAAGAUUACUUGCUGCUAUUGAAGCUUUAUUUUUGUUAAUAAACCAAAACAAGUGCGUUUUUCCUUCUUCAAAUGGUUGUACAUAAAAACAAUGGGACUUAUAUUUUGUUAGUGUGGUGUAGCUGCUUGUGUAGGUGUAGUAAGAAUUUGACACCCUUUCUUUUCCAAUUUGUCAUAGCAACUGGCCCUGUAUUUCAGUAGACGUUCCUUCCCAUCUUUUCCCAAUAGUCCAAGGAAGCUGGGUGUUGUUAUUAAACGCAUUGGUGUUAAAUAAUGUUAAAGACUAGCAUGUGUAAAGAUCAACAUCUCCUCUUCAAAAGUUGCAUUGUCUUAGUGAUUAGUUUGAAGAUUUAAUGACUUCAAACCUAACCACUUUCUUUUUAUUCUCUGUAAGAAACGGUUGAAUUAGCUGGACAGGGUCUUGCUGCUAAAAAAAAAUUGUUCAACUAGUUGAAUUCUUGACUACUGUUAUUACAUUGAUAAGGAGCACCAACAAAAAAACAAGGAACUAGUGCUUGCAAGUAAUAAAACUCUAACAUGCAGUGUCAAAGCUUGGUCUAUAGCCAAUAAAAAUAUAAGGAAUAUAACAAAAAUACAUAUUAACCAGUAAGUGUAAGAACCACUUCAUUAUGGGGUGUAGAAACAAAAACAUAUGUGUCAAGAUGAGUAGUUUAUUUAAAAAAGAAGAAAUCAAGAAGAUACUCUGCCCAACUCAACCCAGCCACUCACCGUAACUUACUUCUUAACUAUUGCUGAGUGAGCAGAUAGAGAGCUGGCUAACUGUAACUCUAGGAAGUAUUUGCAUCCAGUGUAAGUCUGGAAAAAUCAAUUCUAGAAUAUGACUGUCUCUGUAGAAGAUUCCUGAUUUCCUCCCCUUUGUUUUGUUUUGCCUAUUUUUUUAUUGCCCUCCAGUUUCUACUAGCCCUUGAUUAUUUUUUUUCCUCCUGUACGAUUUAUACCCUGCGAUUUUCAUAUCAGAAAAGGUGACUUUUGCCCCUUCCAGAGAAAGGCAAAUCAGACACAUCAUUCUUUAACAUCUAAUGUUUAACAGAGGAUUUCUUUAUCUGCUCAUUAGCCCAUUUUAAUUUUGAUGGUAACUAAUCUCUGGAUUAAGACAGAGAAUUUAAGCAUGUUGGGAGCCAGGUUAAUUUAUGCCAGUGAGUUUUAACUAAAGUAAUGUAAACAUUACCAACACUUGUAGGAAGUAACUGUGUUGAUGACAUGCUUAUUAUUUUAGGAGUAUAUUAGACUAGCAGGUCCUCUCAACCAGAUGAGCUAUGCUAAUCAGAGUAUUAGUCUCACCAUUAAGCUCUCAAACAAACAUAGCCGUUACAAAACUUCUCUCAAAAUCUAUUUGGUGACAUUAGGCAAAGUCUGUUUCAUUCUACCUGCAGAUCUCACCUACAAGGGAUGUAGUGCUGUAAUCAAGGUCCAGUAGGUUUAUAAAUCCUAAAAAGCCAAUUUACAGGGCAGCCAGUUAGUUCAGUUGAAUAACCUAUAUAUUUGUAGGGUAUAAUCUGUAUUUUUUAAUGAUUUUAUUUGGCAGAAUAAGCCUUAGAGGCAAGGUGUGCAUUUUUGAUUUAACAGAAGAACAUAACAGUGCUGUAUAUGCU